AUGGAAUCCGAGAUUCUCGUCCACGUUUCUGCGCCCAGUGGACCUCGCGAUGACGCCCGAUAUCGUGCCCAGGUGGCCGCCAUCCUGGAGUUCCAGAGUGUCUCGCGGGUUCUGGUCAGCAACACUUCAUCCCAGGACAGUGAUCCUCUAGACCAUGCAAGCUCUCAAGAGUUGCCAAAUUCACACAAUAUCUCGCCUGAGGUUAUUCCAGUGUCUUCUUCUGAGUCUAGAGGGAGUAAUCACGAGGAACUCAACCCUGCCCGUGCUGGAGAGGCGCUCCAGGAUGCACUUUCCACCCUUUCCUCGGAUCACGAUGGGCCUGAACAAGACAAGGAUGAUCUAACGAAUAUGACUUCCGGGGUAUCCACGGCAAGAGACCAGCCCGAGUCCCUGGAAAGCCCCAUCACCGUGAUCCCAGACUCCCAGCCCGAGCAUGAUCCCAGUGAUCCAGCAUCGCCUUCACAAGAUGCAGCACAGAAAAUAGCAGAGAUCUCAACCACGCCCGAGAAAGGCGCCCCAGUCUCCAAAAGGCGCAGAAUAGACCCAGGCUCUCUAGCAACGCAAGCCAUUGUUCACCCAACGCCAGUCCCGCAAUGUGUUCCCACAGAGACAGCACAGAUACAUACACAAUGUCCGCAGCCUUCUUCCACUCUUCAAUCUCCUCCCCAACCCAUCUCAGAAUCAAAGGAUCACCACCUCCUACUUCCCCUUCUUCUUCCACUAGAGAUCAGGGCACCACUGCCUCCUGUCUCCAACGCCUCCUUUGUCUCCCACAUCACCCCGACCCUCGCCAUGCUCACCGACCGACUUAAGCCUGCACGCACCUAUAAACCCACGCGCCAAUCCCGGGAUUUAGAUCCGCUGGAACGAGGGUACUGGGCUGUGCGAAUCAACGUGUUGGAUGCGUCCCAGGAGCAACAAGAUCAAUAUCAACAUCAACAUGAACCAAAAGAGCAGCAGCAGAAGAAGAAGCACUCACAUACCCCCGAUAAUCAAACAAAGACAAAUUGCUACAACUGGCCCGCCCCGGUUUUCCAUCGUUUCUGGACCUUCCUCUCAGAUUUCAUUGCGCGAGAUGGACGCGCCGGCUGGGGCGUGUGGUGUAUUCUGGAACGCGCGGAUGCGAUUCCCCCAGGCCCUGACUUCGACCCAAGCCAAGACUCCAACCCCAACUCUGGCCCCCAUAUAUGCCCUCCCUCUAUAACUCCGGCUCUACUCAAGGUCUACGCAUGGGGCGAGGUCGCCAUGCAUAUCUACCUCCUCUUGUUUUUGGCGAGUGAGCGCCGGAUUCGGGGGAUGGGGGUGCAGUGGAGGGAUGCGCGCGAGGACGUGGUUAUUAAAAUGCCGUGA
Messenger RNA from Penicillium alfredii, 1350 nucleotides. RefSeq lists its product as uncharacterized. NCBI's taxonomy places the organism in Eukaryota, Fungi, Ascomycota, Eurotiomycetes, Eurotiales, Aspergillaceae. The transcript has a single exon. Bases 1 to 1350 code for a protein of 449 amino acids. The record is from RefSeq and is a predicted model, not a curated record.